AUUUUGUUGAGCUUUGCAAAAUUGUGCUCCGUCCACCGGGUCUCCGAGCUGCCCUGGGGGGAUGGAGGCAGCGGGAGGUGAGGGAGGGGCAGGCAGUCCCAGCUCAACAGGUGGGGGGCACUUGUCACAGGCAGGAAGAGACCUGGAUUCCGCACCGGCUGGCAAGCUACAGUUGAGAAAUGAGCCCUUUGGCAGAGGAGAAUCAGGAAGGGAAGUGGCUGCAGAUGGCUCUGUUCAGGCCCUGGUCACGUUUGACGAUGUUGCCAUCUAUUUCUGCAAGGAGGAGUGGGAGGAGCUAGUGGAAUGGCAGAAGGAGCUGUACAGAGACGUGAUGCGGGACAACUAUGAGACUUUGAUCUCCCUGGUGCCAGGUCCUGCAGCUGCCAUACCUGCCCUUAUCUGGCUGAUAGAACAAGGUGAAGAGCCAUGUGCCUGGACUUGCCAGGUCUCGGGGGAAGGAGGCAGUGCGAGGUACAUUUCCUCAGCCCAUGAGCUCAUCUCAAGAAAUAACGAUGAGGAGUCUCCAGAGAUGUUGGGUGAGCACAGGACCUUGCCACGAGAAGCCAGAGCAAGUGCUUUCCCAGGCUGUGGUGGGGGUGUGGGUGAGGGGCAGCCUGGAUCAGAAGGACAGCAGGGGAAGCCAGCAGGAAACCCAAGUGGUGGAGCGAAUCGGUGUGGCAGAGGAUUCAGUGAAGUGGAAGAUGCCGCUGCCUCCCCAAGAACCUCCCCAGAGCAGAGGUUGCACUGCUGCAUGAAAUAUAAUGAACGCUUUCCUCACCUGUCGUGUGUAACCUCUCACUCCAGAGCCCAUGCUGGGGAGAGACCCCAUAAGUGCCCCACCUGUGAGAAGGAAUUCAGCCGGCGUGCACACCUUAUUCAGCAUCAGCAGGUGCACACAAAGGAGAGACCCUACAGCUGCCCCGAGUGCGGGAGGGGCUUCAGUCGCAGCUCUAAGCUUAUGGAGCACCAGAGACUCCACACAGGGGAGAGACCCUAUGAAUGUCCCGAGUGCCAGAAAAGCUUCAGCCAGAGCUCCAGGCUGAUCAAACACCAGAGAAUCCACACAGGGGAGAGACCCUAUGAAUGUCCCGAGUGCCAGAAAAGCUUCAGCCAGAGCUCCAGGCUGAUCAAACACCAGAGAAUCCACACAGGGGAGAGGCCCUUCCAGUGCCCCAGGUGCGAGAAGAGCUUUGCAGAGAGCACGAGCAUGCUGCAGCAUUACAGAGUCCACACGGGGGAGAGGCCCUACACGUGCAGCUACUGCCAGCAGAGCUUCAGCCGAGGCUCGCGGCUGGCGGAGCACCAGAGGGUCCACACUGGGAAAAAGCCCCAUCAGUGCGGCGAGUGCGGGAAGAGCUUCGGGAACCGCUCGACCCUCACCACCCACUACAGGACCCACACGAGCGAGAGGCCUUUCACAUGUGGUGAGUGUGGCAAGAGCUUCAAGCAGGGCUCGGCGCUGAUCGCGCAUCGGAGGAGCCACACCGGAGAGAGGCCCUUUACAUGCACGGAGUGUGGGAAAAGCUUCGCUCUGAGCUCACACCUGAUCAAACACCAGAGAAUCCACACAGGGGAGCGACCCUUCCAGUGCCCUGAGUGCGAGAGGAGCUUCGUGCGGAACUCACACCUCACCGAGCAUCGCCGGAUCCACACUGGGGAGAGACCCUACCAGUGUCCUGAAUGCAAGAGGAGAUUCCGCCGCAGCUCCCGGCUCGUUGAGCACCAGAGGAUCCACACAGGAGAAAGACCCUACAAAUGUCCCCAGUGUGAUAAGAGCUUCAUCCGCAGCUCAGCCCUCAGCGAUCACCGCCUCCGAGUCCACACGGAGGAGGGCGCUGCGGAGGAGGACAGCCCCUCCGAUCAGCCGAACGCCCCCGGAAGAGAAAGAUGCUACCAGUGCGGCGAAUGCGAGAAGAGCUUCUUUCGGAGAUCCUGUUUUGUUGAACACCGCAGAGUCCACACGGGAGAGAGGCCCUUUAAGUGUCCCGAGUGCAAGAGAGGCUUUCGCUCCAGCACAACCCUUACCAAACACUCCAGAAUCCAUACAGAGGAAAAGCCUUACAAGUGUUCUGCAUGCGAGAAAUGCUUUGUCCACUGCUCCAAGCUGAUGGCGCAUCAGAGGAGCCACACCGCAGAGAAACCCUUUAAAUGCAACGAGUGCGAGAAAAGCUUCACUCAGAAGUCGGGCCUCAUAGAUCAUCAAAGGAUCCACACGGGAGAAAAACCCUAUCGAUGUCCCACCUGCGAGAGAAGCUUCAGCAGGAGCUCGACACUCAUUCAGCAUCAGAAAAUCCACAUGACAGACAAACCCUAUAAGUGUCCUGAGUGCGAGAGAGGCUUUAGACGACACGCACAUCUCAGAGAACACCAGAAAACCCAUGCACCCUAGGAACUGGCUGAAUUUAACACACAGAGCUAGCCAUUGAAGGCGGAUGUGUUCCUGUCAGCGUUCGGGAAGUGCCAUCUGCAGUAUUUCUAGAGCUUGGGAGACUUGUUUCAUGAAGAAAAGGAAAUAAUUGUAUUUUGGGACCGUUGGAAACAAACAAGGAAAUUCCGUGCAAAUAACUAGUGCUCCUGGAAUGUUGAGGUUGAGAAAAUAAGCUGUCUGAAGCCAGGCAAUGCAGAAUUAAGUGCGGCCUUACCGUUGUCCUCUUGUGCUUAUCCCUUUACAAACAGGAUUUUUCUUGAUUAUAAAAAGAUUUGCCAAUUAAUGUAACAGAUACAAACAAGAAUUUCUUAUGCAGCCCUACAGACAAUAUAUCACAGUAUAGCACAGCCGAGGCAACGGGGUUGGUUUGAUUUUUUUUUUUUUUUUUUUAAGGUCUCAGUGAGAUCUGCAAGACAAGUGAAGUUUAAUGUUCUGUAACUACACAGUAGCAAAUAUUGGA
Chelonoidis abingdonii (Abingdon island giant tortoise) is the source of this 2888-nucleotide messenger RNA. RefSeq lists its product as uncharacterized. Gene Ontology annotation, biological process: regulation of transcription by RNA polymerase II. The record is from RefSeq and is a predicted model, not a curated record. Gene Ontology annotation, molecular function: RNA polymerase II cis-regulatory region sequence-specific DNA binding; DNA-binding transcription activator activity, RNA polymerase II-specific. Gene Ontology annotation, cellular component: nucleus. NCBI's taxonomy places the organism in Eukaryota, Metazoa, Chordata, Testudines, Testudinidae.